AUGGAGGUCAUUCCCAUGGUUUCGUCCUACAUACCUACUGCAGUUUUUUAUCUUCUACUAUCACUUUGCAUUGCUUUGUGCACUGUUUACUAUUAUAUCGAGACGUCUAGAAUUGUCCGAAUGGGGCAGAAAAUACCAGGUCCACCCACUGUUCCGAUAUUGGGUAACAUAUUGUUAGUAAUUGCCAUUCAACCGAAAGAUGUUCUCACUUUUCUUCUUAAAUACACGAAAUACGGAAAUGUCGUCAGGGCUUUUCUCGGUCCAAAGCUUUAUAUCUUUUUAGCAGACCCUCGCGAUAUCGAGAUUAUCCUGAGCAGUCCCAUUCACAUCGAAAAGUCCGUCGACUACAAAUUUUUCAAGCCUUGGCUAGGGGAAGGACUGCUUAUCAGUUCAGGAGAUAAGUGGAGGUCCCACAGGAAAAUCAUAGCACCGACUUUUCACCUGAACAUCCUGAAAACAUUCGUGCCCCUCUUCUACGAGAACAGCCGAGAUUUAGUUUUAAGGCUGAAGGAAGAAGUGGGGAAAGAAUUCGACUGUCAUGAAUAUUUGUCAAGAGUGACUGUUGACAUUCUGCUGGAAACGGCGAUGGGCAUCAAAGGGACGAAAAAGGACAAAACUGGGCUCGAUUACGCCAUGGCAGUUAUGGAUAUGUGCGAUAUUAUCCACCGAAGACAAUACAACGUAAUUCUGAGGACUUCGGCGCUCUUCAAGUGUACCAGUCUAUCGAAGAAACAAGAUAAACUACUUGGCAUUAUUCAUGGACUAACAAGUUCAGUGAUAGGCAAAAGAAAAGCCGAAUUUCUCGAGAGGCAAGAAAAACUUGAUGAAGGCAAAUCAAUAAUGGCGAAGAACGAAGGAUCGAAUCAGGAAAAUCUGGACAAGAGUGCGAAGGAACCCAAAAUCAGGUCUCCUUAUAUUCGAGAUGACUUGGACGAAAUCGAUGAAAAUGACGUGGGCGAAAAGAAACGGCUCGCGUUUUUGGAUCUAUUGUUGGAACUGUCAAGAAACGAAUCUGCGCUCACUGAUAAGGAAAUUAAAGAAGAAGUCGACACCAUCAUGUUCGAGGGUCACGACACCACGGCAGCUGGAUCCAGUUUCGUACUUUGCGUUUUGGGUAUUCAUCAAGAUAUACAAGACAGAGUGAUGGAGGAGUUGGACGAGAUUUUUAAGGGCAGUGAUCGCCAAUGUACUUUUCAAGACACUUUAGAGAUGAAAUACCUUGAAAGGGUCAUCUUGGAGACCUUAAGGUUAUUUCCACCGGUGCCCGCCAUUGCAAGAAAGUUAAACGAAGACGUCAAGCUAGUAAGCGCCAGCUAUGUCUUGCCCGCGGGAUGUACAGUGAUCAUACCCCAGUAUCAAAUACAUCGAUUACCCGAAUAUUAUUCCAACCCUACGGUGUUCGACCCUGACAACUUCCUGCCGGAAAAGAUGCAACAAAGGCAUUAUUAUGCAUACAUACCAUUCAGCGCAGGACCCAGGUCAUGCGUAGGGAGAAAAUACGCAAUGUUGAAAUUGAAAGUCCUGUUGUCAACGGUGCUGAGAAAUUACAGGAUCAAAUCAAACGUCACUGAGGAAGAGUUCCAGCUGAAAGUGGACAUCAUUCUAAAAAGGACUGAUGGAUUUAGAAUAAUGAUCGAGCCUCGAAACAGAAGCAAGGAAGAAACGAUUUACGUAAAUUGA
Orussus abietinus is the source of this 1680-nucleotide messenger RNA. RefSeq names its product cytochrome P450 4g15. Lineage: Eukaryota; Metazoa; Arthropoda; Insecta; Hymenoptera; Orussidae. The record is from RefSeq and is a predicted model, not a curated record. Gene Ontology annotation, molecular function: iron ion binding; monooxygenase activity; heme binding. The transcript is spliced from 9 exons. Bases 1 to 1680 code for a protein of 559 amino acids.